Messenger RNA from Saccoglossus kowalevskii, 1402 nucleotides. RefSeq lists its product as uncharacterized. NCBI's taxonomy places the organism in Eukaryota, Metazoa, Hemichordata, Enteropneusta, Harrimaniidae. The record is from RefSeq and is a predicted model, not a curated record.
UAUGCAUUUCUUAAUCGCCGUCGGUUUUUCGGUGAUAGUCGGCGUGGUCUCCGUGUCUUUGCCGUCCACGCAUGAUACGGAGAGUAAAGAUGGCUAUGAGGGAUGGAGCUCAUCCGAUGCGAUGGAUCAGUUACAGACGGCACUCAGCAAGCAAAAAGAGGUGUAUAUGCAGCUACAAGAAACAGUUAAGAAAUUGCAGGAAGAAGUAAGUGUUCUUAAGAGUAAAGAUAGCGACACAAUCAUUGAGAAGAUAUUUGGGAAAGAAACUAAAGCCGAUGAUUUGGUCAGGCAUUACAGAAAAAGGCGUGACGUAGGAGAUACAUAUUCUACAGCGAGCCCUCUGUUGGAAGAUGAAGUAACGGAACUCCAGAGUCAGUUAUCUGAAACGAAUACACCUACAUUGGGGGCGUUCAUCGACCUGCUUAUGACGCAAGGACAAUCCCAUUCGACGGCAGGGGUAGUGUCCAAUGGACAAUGUCUUCAAGGCCCUCCUGGUCCACCUGGUCGUGAUGGACGUGAUGGUAGAGAUGGAAGAGAUGGUACCAGCAGCGGGAUACCUUUGGGUGAAUUAUCAUCUGAAUCAGAACUUUUGCGUGGUCCACCUGGUCCACCUGGAAAAUCUGGCCCGGUUGGACCGCCAGGUCCUCCUGGUCCCGCAGGGAUGUCCGAACAUUAUGACUACGACCAGUCACCGGUGAACAACCGUGAUAUAUCUCAAUCACAGCCUCAACAACGAUUACUCGUACAGGCACCACAGACACCACAACAACCGCCACAGCAGAAUGACCCCCCACAAACAGUCGACAAUAAUGAUUCCGGGGGUACUGUCUACGUCCGAUGGGGUGCCAGUGAGUGUAACUCGUCUGCGGAGUUGGUGUACACAGGUGUCAUUGGCGGCGGGCAUUAUUCACACAAGGGUAGUGGGAGUAAUCAUCUGUGUAUGCCCGAAGAACCCAUUUAUGAUGAACCCGUUGACGGGGUGCAAAGUACUAGCGCACGACUGUAUGGGGGAGAGUACCAAACUAAUCAAUAUGGGCCAAUGUCUUCACUUAUGGACCAUGAUCCUCCUUGUGCCGUCUGUCUUGUAAGACAACGCACCACGGUGUAUAUGGUUCCUGCUCGCAAUGUGUGUCCGGACAACUGGACUAGGGAGUACUUCGGCUAUCUCAUGGCGGCGCACUAUGCUCACGAAGGGAGAACAGAAUUCAUAUGCGUGGAUCGCAACGCUGAAAAACUGCCAGGCACCCAUACCAGUCAAGACGGCAUCCUUUUAUAUCCGACGGAAACAAUGUGUACAACCAGCGGCGGAUUGCCUUGUUCACCAUACGUUCAAGGCUACGAACUCACCUGUGCUGUCUGCACGAUCUAAUUCCUGGGCGGUUUAUUAAAUUGAAGUGUUAAA